Vanrija pseudolonga is the source of this 1394-nucleotide messenger RNA. It is a transcript of the gene CSN4, whose product is annotated as COP9 signalosome complex subunit 4. The transcript has 6 exons. NCBI's taxonomy places the organism in Eukaryota, Fungi, Basidiomycota, Tremellomycetes, Trichosporonales, Trichosporonaceae. The record is from RefSeq and is a predicted model, not a curated record. Gene Ontology annotation, cellular component: cytosol; COP9 signalosome. Bases 1 to 1359 code for a protein of 452 amino acids.
AUGGACGUCGACAGCACGAUCACGCCAAACCUGGCCUCGAUCCAGUCCAUAUCAAACCAACGCGAGAAGAUCGAUGCCUACCUCUCCCUCCUCGCGACGCUGCUCACGCCCACGGCGUCGGCGGCCGACCUGACGGCCUUUGGGCGGCACUUUACGACGUCGACCUCGAUGGCGAUGGUCGUCGGGCGCCGCGUGCUCGGCGACUACGUGGCGGCGCUCGCGGCGGGGACAGACUACCGCCCCACGCUGGCCGCCGAGGCGGACGACGACCGCGCCAAGUGGGACGCGGCGGGCCUGGCGGCCUUCACUGGCCGCGACGACGUGCGCCGCGAGGUCGUCGAGGGCGUGCUUGCUGGCGACUUGGCGGGCUGGUGCGAGGAGCAGACGACGGCGCUGAGGCAUGUCCUCUCGGGCAUCCUCCAGCGCGACGAGGACUGGCUCGGCGCUGCGCGUGCCCUGAUGCGUAUCCCGCUCGACGGCUCGAGGAUUGUUCCCGACGAGGAGAAGCUCGCAGUGUACAUCAAGAUUGUGCGGUUGCUGCUCGAGUGCGGCGAGUCCGGUGCAGCGCAGACAUACUUCUCCCGCGCGUCGCUGCUCAUCCACACGUCAAAGGACAAGGAGACGCAGCUGGCGUACCGCCUCUCUCAGGCACGUCUGCUCGACUUUGCGGCGCGCUUCGCCGAGGCGGCGCAAAAGUACCAUGAGAUUAGCUUCAACUCGGCGAUUGCGGAGGAGGACAGGAUCCAGAUGCUCUCGUCGGCUGUCACCACAUCAAUUCUGGCCCCAGCAGGCCCACAGCGCUCGCGCAUCCUCGCGUCGCUGAACCGCGACGAGCGGGUGCAGACGUCUCUCCCCGCACACCUCUCUACCAUGCUUCGCAAGAUGCUGCUCGAGUACAUUGUGCGCCCCGAGGAGGUGCACGAGUUUGAGCGCGGGCUGGAGGAGCACCAGCGCGCGAUCGUCGAGGGAGGCGGCACGGUUCUGGAGCGCGCGGUGCGCGAGCACAACGUCAACGCGUGUGCGCAGGUGUACGACAACAUUGGGUUUGACGGCCUCGGCGCGCUGCUGGGCGUCGACGCCGCGUCCGCCGAGAGCAUGUCGCGGCGCAUGAUUGAGCAGGGGCGUCUCCGCGCGUGGAUCGACCAGCCCCUCGGCCUGCUCUACUUCGAGUCGCGCCCGAGCCACGACACGGACGCCGACGCGCAGGGCACGGCGGGCGGUCUCGGCAUCGAGCACGUCGAGAAGGAGGUCGAGCCCGUGUCGUGGACUGAGCGCUGGGACGACCGCAUCCGCGCGACGAGUCUCAAGGUCGAGAGCGUGGCGGCGCAGAUCCAGGCACGCGGCCUGGUCAAGGCGUAGGCGGCAGCCGCGCCGAGUUGUACAUAUUAGCUAGC